AUGCCGCCGCCGUCAGCGCCGCCACCGUCAGCGCCGCCACCGUCAGCGCCGCCACCGUCAGCGCCGCCACCGUCAGCACCGUCACCGUCAGCGUCGCCACCGUCAUUGCCGCCACCGUCAGCACCGCCACCGUUAGUGCCGCCACCGUCAGCGCCGCCACCGUCAGCACCGCCACCGUCAUUGCCGCCACCGUCAUUGCCGCCACCAUCAGCACCGCCACCGUCAGCACUGCCACCGUCAUUGCCGCCACCGUCAGCACCGCCACCGUUAGUGCCGUCACCGUCAGCGCCGCCAGCGUCAGCACCGCCACCGUCAGCGUCGCCACCGUCAUUGCCGCCACCGUCAUUGCCACCACCGUCAGCACCCCCACCGUUAGUGCCGCCACCGUCAGCGCCGCCACCGUCAGCGCCGCCACCGUCAGCACCGCCACCGUCAGCGCCGCCACCGUCAGCGACGCCACCGUCAGCGCCGCCACCGUCAGCGCCGCCACCGUCAUUGCCGCCACCGUCAGCGCCGCUACCGUUAGCGCCGCUACCGUCAGCGCCGCCACCGUCAUUGCCGCCACCGUCAGCGCCUCCACCGUCAUUGCCUCCACCGUCCCCGUCGUCACCGUCGCCUCCGCCGCCGUCGCCGUCGCCAGAGUCUCUUCUCACCCUCUCCACCUCUUUCUUCUCCUCCUCUCCUCCACCCCGCUUCUCAUCCACCCUUCUUGCUCUCCACUUGUUUUACUCCCCCAUUAUAUUCUGCUUUUCAACAAAGACUUUUUUACAUCUCACCGUCUCUCCUCGUCGCCAUCAUCUUCCGCCUCCUCGUCCUCCUCCUGCUGCACCGUCACAUCCUCUUUAUGAUUCAUACCCUUCAAUCAACAGGUAA
This is a messenger RNA of Octopus sinensis (East Asian common octopus), 873 nucleotides long. RefSeq names its product basic proline-rich protein-like. The record is from RefSeq and is a predicted model, not a curated record. NCBI's taxonomy places the organism in Eukaryota, Metazoa, Mollusca, Cephalopoda, Octopoda, Octopodidae. The transcript has a single exon. Bases 1 to 873 code for a protein of 290 amino acids.